Messenger RNA from Lithohypha guttulata, 870 nucleotides. RefSeq lists its product as uncharacterized. The coding region runs from base 1 to 870 and encodes 289 amino acids. NCBI's taxonomy places the organism in Eukaryota, Fungi, Ascomycota, Eurotiomycetes, Chaetothyriales, Trichomeriaceae. The transcript has 2 exons. The record is from RefSeq and is a predicted model, not a curated record.
AUGCCCAAAAAUACCAAAACAAGUGGCUGGCUGAUCAACGAACUUAAAAUUCAGAAAGAUACCUUCGACGAUACCACAUACCCUUUACCCAGUUACCAACUCACAAAGUUUGAAUCAUGCAUUCAACUACUGCAAGAAUCUACUAAGUCUCUCAGCCAUAGGUCAAGCCCGCAGUCCGGUAGACGGACUCGAGUUCGCGUACUCCUAAAAGACAUUUUCCUGGCGCUGAAUUCUGAGGUAUUUUUGUUGUGCACUUUGGCUGCAUCUAUCACUACUCUUGCGGAUGUAGCACAACAGGGUCUCAUUCGCGAUCUGGGCAAUUGGUGGAAAGAGACUGCCCACCCUCAAGGACUUUCAGGUAUUGCAAGCAAGCUCUGUGACACCUUUUCUGUCAGUACUUUGUUUGGGUCGGCGCCAAGUUGUGCAGGUUACGACCAAAGAAAAGCCAAACUCCAUGACCAUCAACAAGAUGCGCAAGCACCGGAAGCGCAUGGAGUGGUCGAUGGGUUCCCGGAUAACGCAGACGCGCGGCUAAACCUAGAGGAGAGCAGUGCUCCGGCAUACCACGUCAGAGAUGAGCUGGUAAAGGCGGUUCCCACAAACAGACAUAUCGAGUAUAGAUACUCAGAAGCCCCCAUUAAUCAGAUGAUUCUCCUCAGCGACUUGAUCUCUGAUGCCGUGCAGAGUAGCCACCAGUGGAAAUGGGAACGCGACCUCGGAGGGAAAAUGUCAACAGAUUGCGUCAAUGCUUUGGUGCCUAAAAGUCGGACUCAGGACAUAUCGAUCACUUUGUUGGUAGGCUAUGAGAAGGGAAUGAAGUUGAUCGAAGAACUCCAACUUGAAUUAUGUAAAUUUGACAGUGGCUCCUAA